CUUUGAAUCCAUCUUUGUGGUCGAAGUUGGUGGGAUUUUUCUUUGAAAUGGAUAGAUUAUGCAGGAAUUUGGAAUUUUGCCACCCAGGUCUUGGAAAUGGGAGCUAACUGUUGCAAAUGUUGCCAAGGAUCAGUUGAAUCGGUUCACAAUUCCACCGCCUUGACGUUAGCUGACCUAGAGGUCCAAGCUACUGCUGACCUAGAGGUCCAAGCUACUGACCUUAGGGAGGUGACUGUGGAAGAGACCGGAGAUGAUGCUGGACCAUCAGAACCAAAUCCACCAAGUCCUACCUCGAGGCCUUCACAAGUUGAGGAGAUAUCCAAGUCUGUUGUAUGUGUGGGAGAAACCUCUAAUACUAACGAAUCACCCAAAAAUCUUGUUCAAGAUCGGCUGUCAAGUUAUGAAGCAUCGAAUAUUCUUUGGAGUACUGGGUUCUUUUCUGACCCAAUCCCUAGUGGUUUUUACUCUGUGAUCCCGGUUGAGAGAUUGCAGCUUUUUAAAAGCAUUCCUACAAUGGAAGUAAUUAAUGCGCUGGGGAAAGAACGUUUUAAGGCUGAUGUAAUUUGUGUAGAUCUUAAGAACGAUAUACAGCUUGUUAUGAUAAUGGAGUUUUUCAUCAAAUCUGUCAAAGGAAAGGACUCAAAGGAAGUUAUCAAGAAAACUGCUGUAAUGGUGGCAGAUGUAUAUAGAAUAAAAACUCCUCUGCAGAGUCCGGCAAGAACAGUGCGAUCAUUUCAAAUUCAUGGAUUUCCACUGCUAGGAAAAAUCAAACAUGGUUCUUGUCGUGUUAGAGCAAUCCUCUUUAAAGUUCUAGCUGAUGCUGUUGGUCUUGAAAGUAAGCUUGUAGUGGGUUUCCCUAGUGAUCUGAGAUCUUCUGCUAGUGUCGACUCAUGUAAUCAUAUGUCUGUUGUGGUUGAGCACAAUAAUGUGGAUAUGCUGGUCGACCUUAAGCGAUGUCCUGGUCAGCUUACACCCUUCUCACCCAAGGCAGUUUAUAUGGCUCAUAUCUCAACGGCAUGGCAGACUGAUUUUGUAGACAAUGACUCUUGUGUUUCACCAUUGGAGCCAAACAGUCCCGUGGAACGGUCUUGUCCACCAUCUGUAUUACAAUCCGGUUUAAGUCGUUCACUAAGCGCGCCAAACAUAGCUACUGAAUUUUUUUGGAGAAAGGUCAUCAAGGAACAGCCACCUGCUGAUUUCAGGGCAGUAGAGUUAAUGAUGCAGAGAGACUUCUUGAAAGAGCGAGGUGAUGAUGAUUCAUCUCCUUGCUCUCCAGAUGAUGUCUCUAGUUUCCAGCUUGAUUCCCAUGACCAAGUGUCUGGUGAAAGGUCAACACUAAAUCGGCAGAAGGCAAUAUCAUUUCCAUCAUCUCCCCGAAGCUAUCAAAUCCAAUCAUUUGAAAGGAGUGAACCUUCACGUAAAAAAAUAAGCCAAAUUUGGAACGAAGUGCUGGAAUCUCCAAUGUUCCAGAAUAAGCCUUUGUUACCAUAUGAACAAUGGAACAUAAAUUUCUCCGAGUUGACAGUUGGGGCUUUUGUUGGGAGUGGAUCUUCUGGAGUAGUAUGUCGUGGCAUCUGGAAUAAAACAGAAGUUGCGAUCAAGAUGCUUUUUGGACAACAGCUUACAGCUGAGAACAUGAAAGAUUUCUGCAAUGAGAUAUCUAUUCUUAGCCGUCUUCGACAUCCCAAUGUUAUUCUGUUCCUUGGAGCAUGCACAAAGCCUCCUCAGUUAUCAAUGAUCACAGAGUAUAUGAAUAGGGGGUCCUUGUAUGAUAUCCUCCGUACCAGAAAAAAGGGGCUAAGCUGGCAAAGGAAACUAAAGAUUCUGAGUGACAUUUGCAGAGGUUUGAUGGGCAUUCACCAGAUGGGCAUAGUUCACCGUGAUCUAAAGAGUGCAAACUGCCUGUUAAACAAGGGGAUAGUCAAGAUCUGCGAUUUUGGGCUCUCGAGAAUGAUGAAUGGCACGACAGUGGAAGAUACUGAAGCUGCAGGAACUCCCGAGUGGAUGGCUCCUGAACUUAUCCGCAAUGAACCAGUCACAGAAAAAUGUGACAUCUUUAGCUUUGGUGUUAUAAUGUGGGAGCUUUGCACUCUAUCCAAGCCCUGGAAAGGAGUCCCAAAAGAAAAAGUCAUUCAUAUCGUUGCAAAUGAAGGAGCCCGGCUCACAUUACCUGAAGGACCACUACGCCAGCUUAUUGCAGAUUGUUGGUUGGAACCAGAGCAAAGACCGAGCUGUAAAGAGAUAAUGCACCGUCUAAAGACCUGCAAGUUUCCGAUUUGCUGAUUCUGUGAGUUGUUUGUUCUUUCUGUGUGUAGAAAAUGUUGAGGCAUUAGUUGUUAGAAACUCAUUGAGUUUGUUCUCCAGAUCUCUCCAGCUUCUUCAUUGAGUCUAUCAUUAAUAACAAUGGAUUUUUGUU
Messenger RNA from Arabidopsis arenosa, 2416 nucleotides. The record is from the annotation of a GenBank genome assembly. Lineage: Eukaryota; Viridiplantae; Streptophyta; Magnoliopsida; Brassicales; Brassicaceae.